Molecule: messenger RNA, 1343 nt
Organism: Drosophila suzukii
Lineage: Eukaryota; Metazoa; Arthropoda; Insecta; Diptera; Drosophilidae
Gene: CAH2
Product: Carbonic anhydrase 2
Biological process (GO): one-carbon metabolic process
Cellular component (GO): plasma membrane
Molecular function (GO): carbonate dehydratase activity; zinc ion binding
Source: RefSeq, a predicted model, not a curated record
UCGAGGGCCUAACCGCAGUUGUGUGACCGCGUUCGGCGGGCGAGCACGGAAAAUAAGACAGUGGGACAGUCGAACGGAAAACCUACGAAAGCCGCUGGAUUUCAGCCUUGCCUUAAAUAGUUUUAGUUCAUAAAUUAGUCGCGCCGAUAGCCAGAUAAGGCCAGUGUUCCGGGAAAGUCUCUCCAUAGCGAAGUGUAACCAUGAGAAGGUGUCGCAAUACCCCACUGGCAAUCGUCAUUGCCCCGAUCUUGAUUUGUGCUUCGGUGGUCUUGGCCCAAGAUUUUGGAUACGAGGGUAGACAUGGACCCGAGCAUUGGGGUGAGGACUAUGCCCGUUGCAGCGGAAAGCAUCAGAGUCCCAUAAAUAUCGACUUGGUCAAUGCCGUGGAGAAGAAGUUUCCCAAUCUGGAGUUUUUCAAUUUCAAUGUGAUUCCUAAGGCUUUUCAAAUGUCGAACAAUGGUCACACGGUGCUGGUGAAGAUGAGUUUCGAUGAGGACACGGUGCCAAGUGUUAGGGGUGGUCCUCUGGCGGAGAAAACACCUUUGGGCUACCAGUUCGAGCAGUUUCACUUUCAUUGGGGCGAGAACGAUACGAUUGGCAGUGAGGAUCUGAUCAAUAAUCGUGCUUAUCCCGCCGAACUCCAUGUGGUGCUACGGAAUUUGGAAUAUCCCGACUUUGCUAGCGCUCUGGGACAGGAUCAUGGCAUCGCCGUUAUGGCCUUCUUCUUUCAGAUUGGCGUCAAUUCAACUGGGGGUUAUGAGGGCUUCACCAACUUGCUCAGCCAAAUUGACCGGAAGGGCAAAUCCGUGAACAUGACCAAUCCACUUCCUCUGGGAGAAUAUAUUUCCAAGCAUUUGGAGAGCUACUUCAGCUAUACGGGUUCUCUGACAACUCCACCUUGCAGUGAGGAGGUUACCUGGAUCGAUUUCACGGCUCCCAUUGACAUCACGGAGAAGCAGCUGAACGCCUUUCGUCUGUUGACAGCCAACGAUGAUCAUCUGAAGAACAAUUUCCGACCCAUUCAGCCGCUCAACGAUCGCGUUUUGUACAAGAACUAUAUAAAUGUGGACAUAGACAACUUGGAUUCGGUUCCAUUUGUGGAUGCGGAAAACGCAGCUGGCAAGUGGAGGCCCCAUUUCCUGGCAGUCCUGCUACCUGCCAUUUUCGUCCUCGUACCGCUGCUAAGGACCUCCGUUUUCAGUGGUUUUUAAUUAGAGUUCUGCGGCGGGGAAUCGAAGGUUAAAUCGUUAAAUGCCUAGUAUGCGCUUAGGCGUCCAAUUAGGCGCUGUAAUUUACAUUUUCCACUCUUGUUCGCCGUCGUUUGUUUGUUUUCCAAACACGAG